AUGCUGCGUUUUGCAUCGAUUGGGAUAUUUUUGGUUACUGUGGCUAUUGCAUCAGUGCCCUACUGCCCUGAUGGAACUAUCGCCUACAAAGGUAACUGCCUCCAUUUCAUGACCGCCAAGAAUACCUUCAACAUGACUCAAAUGACUUGCGCCUCCCUCCAUCCAAACGCCACCCUUUUUGGCUUCGAAAACAAAGACGAGCUGAGUGCUCUCAAAAUGUGGAUGCCUCUCCAAGUUCCGAUCUGGGGAGUGAAAGGACCGAAAGCUCCAAAAUGCCCAGCCCUCUACAACAGCCAAAAGCGCACCGACUUCCCGAAUCUGACCUGCGCCAAGCAGUAUCAAUUCAUUUGCACCCAUCCGGCCCCUCAAUGUAACCAG
Mesorhabditis spiculigera is the source of this 378-nucleotide messenger RNA. NCBI's taxonomy places the organism in Eukaryota, Metazoa, Nematoda, Chromadorea, Rhabditida, Rhabditidae. The record is from the annotation of a GenBank genome assembly.